AUGCAGGAGGAGAUGAUGUUAAAUAACACGUCAACGGUUUUAUCACAUGACCGUUAUUCUCGCUUCGGUGAGUCAUUUGCGGAUGUGGGUGUUUGCCGGAGUACAGGGAUUCGUAUUCAGCUUUGCUACCAAACAUUCGGGCGACGAGACGCCGUGGGUGGGGUGGUUCUUCUUAUCAUGGGAAUUGCUUCUCCCUUACUGCUGUGGGAUACGAAGUUCUGUGAAUGCUUGGCGUCACGUGGGUACUACGUGAUUCGCUUUGAUAACCGUGAUACAGGGCGGAGUACAUUUCUUACGGGUCGAAGGGUGCUUCCGGCAAAACUGUCUACUACUUUUGUGGAGGAUGAAAUGGAGGUGUGGGAUACUCAUUAUGAUGCAGCAUCAUCCCAAUGUGGGCUGGGCUCGUUAGUUGACAGUGCGCUGCUGUAUCCGCGGUUAGCCUUCGCAAGUUUGGUGCCAGGGCGUCAUAACCUCCUACGUGGAGUGUACACACUGGAAGACAUGGCAAGGGAUAGUGUUGGUUUACUAGAUGCCUUGCAUAUCAGUAAGACACAUAUUGUAGGUAUGUGCAUGGGUGGUAUGAUUGCGCAGGUUAUGGCCGUGUACCACCCGACACGUGUUGAGUCGCUCUCACUGAUAUCCACACACAGUGGAUCUCCGCAGGCGAGGUGGCCCGCUCUGCGCGAGGCAUUGGCAUUGGCCUCCUUUAUCACAUAUGCUACACGUAAGGGCUUCGCGGUGCCGCUGUCGCUUCGAGGGAAAAAUGGCCGUAGCAUGCCUUCUCCUAAGGAGAUAGAGGAAUUGGCUCACGCGUUAGUAAAUCUUAUUGAACGUUUUGCGUCGGGAUCUGGGGCAUCCUUUCCCAUUGAUCGAGCGGCAUGCUUAAUUCAGAUGCGACGCAUGCUCCGACGGAGUUCAGAUUUUAGUGGUGCCUUGCGGCAGUAUGUUGCAUUGUUGAACGCACAGGAUCGCCUGGAGGGGUUACGACACGUUUGUGUGCCCACAGUUAUUCUGCAUGGCACUGCCGACCCCAUUGUGCCGUACUUUAAUGGGGAGGAGCUCGCCGCCUUGAUUCCACACGCGAAGCUCGUGAGCGUUACAGGGUUGGGCCAUGUUUUGCACCCCGCACUGCGUGGCAGAAUUGUUGAUGCAUUAACAACCAAUAUGCGACAGUCAAGACGUGGGGAGCAGGAUCCGGUCACGGCCUCCAAGCUCUGA
This is a messenger RNA of Trypanosoma rangeli, 1218 nucleotides long. Its product is annotated as hydrolase-like protein. The coding region runs from base 1 to 1218 and encodes 405 amino acids. The record is from RefSeq and is a predicted model, not a curated record. NCBI's taxonomy places the organism in Eukaryota, Euglenozoa, Kinetoplastea, Trypanosomatida, Trypanosomatidae. The transcript has a single exon.